This is a messenger RNA of Candidula unifasciata, 3315 nucleotides long. NCBI's taxonomy places the organism in Eukaryota, Metazoa, Mollusca, Gastropoda, Stylommatophora, Geomitridae. The record is from the annotation of a GenBank genome assembly.
AUGUCAAUUGAAACUGCAGUGCUGAAUUCCGGAGCGCAAGGUGCUAUGGUAUCUUUACCGCAAAGCUUUUGCUUUUCCGGUAACCAGAUUGGAAACUGCAACAUAUCUUCAGGAAUGGCCUCUAACCAUGCAAAUAAUGGAGCAACUCAUUUGAACGCAGUCUCCAUUGGCUCAAUGUUUGGUGUCACAACAGAUGGAUUAUCACAACAGUUUGUUCAACCUUUGACUAUUCAACAACAGCAGUCUCUGGCUUUACCAGUAAAUCAGCAGCAGCAGCAGACACAACAGUUGUCUGUCCCCCAUGCCCUAACUCUUGGACAGGGCAUGAGUUUGAUGUCUCAGUCUCUGCCAUUAGGACAGAUUGUGUGUUCAACUGUAGCAACACCACUCAGUUUUAUGAAUCCUACCAUUUUCACCAUGUCCAGUGCAGCUGGACAUCAAAACCAGUAUAUAUCAAACUCAUUUGCCCAGUUUCCACUUGUUCUGGGUAACCAGCAGAGUAUUUUUACAGGUAUCAAUACUGCUGCGGCCCUCACCUCCCAAACUAAUGAAAGUGUUCCGGUUUCACAGAUGUCCAGGGUUUCACAGGCUGCUCACAUUGAAAUGACAAAUUGCCUGGGAACUGGGCACUUGUCCAGUAAUUCAAUGACUGUGAGUGAAAUUUCCAGCAAUCCAGCUUCUCUGAGCUCACAGCCAGUAUCGGUGUUCUCAUUUGCUUCACCGGCCCUAAGUAUUGCUACAUCAAUGAAGCCAGUGGUGACCCACAGCCACCCAUCACCAGAUACCACCAUUGUUAGCCAGUCCAUGCAUGUGGAUCAGAGCUGCAGUGAAGUCGCAGUUACCAGUGUGGACACUACAAAUCUGGUCAGCAGCAGCACACAUACUUCCUUUUUACCGCUCUCAGUGGCCCCUGUUAACCAAUUUCCUGAAUUUGAUUUCAAAAAAGCAACCCAAAAUAGCACCAGAACAGAAAAUGGUCUAUCCGAUAAAACUGUUACCGCCCCACAGUCAUCUGUACCGAAGCUAAAUGUGGGCCAUGCUCGUAUGAAAUUCACACCAGUUGACUCAGAAAAUAGAGCCACAUCUGUCUGUAAUAGUUACUCAGAUGGUUUACAUGAUGAGUAUGCGGAUUUAAUCGACAAUGGUGAAGAGGAUGAUUAUUCUGCUUCUGGACUUGGGGGGUUAGGUGACAGAGUUUCUCCGGAUGAUCACUUCCAGCCUUUACAUGUAAAACUGGAACCGUAUGAAAAUGAUGAUGAUGAUGAACCAGACGAUGGCAGCAGUAAACAGUCCACCUCACCUGGUGGACUGGAAGUAGCUAGGGAGACUGACCACCAAGGAAAUACUGCCAGGAUAAAUGCUCAAGGGAACUUGACAGACGUUGAGGACCUAGAUGAUACCGAGUUUGUUUGGGAAGAUUAUCUUCGAGAAACUGGAUCAGCAGCAGUUCCACCUACAGCAUUCAAACAUGUUGAAACCAGUUUGCAGAGUGGGUUUUCCAAAGGAAUGAAGCUUGAAGCUCCAAACAAACACAUUCCAGAUACCUACUGGGUUGCAACAAUUGUCAUGACCUGUGGACCUCUGCUCAGACUCCGUUACGAAGGUUACAAUGACAACAGCUCAGCAGACUUUUGGAGUGAUCCUAUGACAUCUGAUAUUCAUCCCAUAGGAUGGUGUGAAGAGAACAGUAAAACACUGCAGCCUCCAGAAGGUGCAACACCAGUUGAUCAGAUUAAAGAAGGGAUGAGGCUGGAGAUUCAAGAUGAACUAAAACCUAAUCAGCUUUGGUUGGUGAGGAUCAUGGAAAACAUUGGAGGCCGGCUUUGUUUGCGCUACGAAGGCAUAGAUGGUGCUAGUUGUGAUCUGUGGUUGUUUUACUUACAUGAAAGACUUCAUCCUAUUGGCUGGUGUAAACAGGCGGGGUAUAAUUAUUCACCUCCUUCAGUUGUAAAGAUGAAAUCCAAUAAGACAGAAAAAGAGUUGAUGAAAAUCCUUGAUAUCAGCCUGGCUGAUGCAGUAAAGCAAAAUCUUCCUGCUGAUAUAUAUCACGACCAACAUGAGAUAGAGCAGCACAAAUUUGAGGUAGGCAUGAAGCUUGAGGCAGUGGACGGUAGUAAUGGCUAUAGCAUCUGUCCAGCCACUGUUACAGAGGUGAUUGACUCCAAGUAUUUUAUCAUUGAAAUUGACAGUCUGAUAGGAUCAAGCAUGGAGAAGAAAGCUCAGUUUUGCUGCCAUCGGAACACACCAACAAUCUUCCCUGUUAACUGGGCAUCCACUAGGGGAAUCAAGCUGGCCACUCCAUUGGGUUGGCCAGAGAGCGAGUUUCGAUGGGACAACUACUUGAAAUCCUGCAAGGCUACAGCUGCACCUGCCCAUUUCUUCAAUUUAGGUGUUCCAGAACAUGAAUUUGAGUGUGGUAUGAAACUAGAAGCAGUAAAACCCAGUCAGCCAACUCAGAUUUGUGCAGCAACCAUCACAAACAUUGUGGAACAUCUCAUGUGGAUUCACUUAGACAGCAGCAAGCGAAUGAUGGACAGCCAUGUUGAGAGUGUCAACUCACUGAAUCUCUUCCCUGUAGGAUGGUGCGUUAGUGUGGGUUAUCAGUUGCUGCCUCCAUGCAGAAUGGGGGGAGGCAGUGCAGGUCGGAGACGGAUAGCAGUGGUACAGCCAGAAAUGGCCGAUAAUCAAAGGGAAAAGUCACAGAAUCCCAGCAACAGUGGAAAAGAGCUUUUUGGCGGACCCCAAAUAUAUUUCAACCAUCGCUGCUUCUCUGGACCAUACCUGAACAAAGGGCGCCUGUCAGAACUGCCUCGCAGUGUGGGACCAGGACCAGUUGCCUUGGUGAUGAAAGAGGUUCUAACCUUGCUGAUCAACACAGCAUACAAGUCCAGCCGGGUCCUGAGAGAGCUGCAGCUGGAUGGUAUGCCAGGUCCCGGCAUGACCCAGCAGUUGUUGAAAGCAAAGUAUAAGGGCAAGAGCUAUCGAGCAUGGGUAGAGAUCUGCUGCACAGCUGGCCAGUUAGAAGAGUUCUGCCGGAGAGUGUGCCUCAAGCUGGAGUGUUGCCCAAACCUCAUGAGUCCUUAUUUUGUCAACGACAUUUGUUCUGAAAAUUGUGGUGGGCUUACCAAGACUAAAUAUACUUAUUAUUAUGGAAAACGGAAGAAAAAAAUUGGGAGACCCCCUGGAGGACACAGUAACCUGGAGAAAGGGCAGAAGAAGCCAGGCAAACACCGAAAGAGAAAAAAGCUUGAUGUGAUCAGCAAGCAGUCAGAGUUAAUACCUCAGGAGCAGGAAGAUAAUGCUGAAGAUGAUAAG